UUGUUUUUCUGUCAGUUUUGUGUUGUGCGUAGUUGUGGUUGAGUUUCUGAUGGCUUGAUUAAUUUUGUUAUUAUUUUAUUUUACCAAUUCCGACAAAUAAUUUGAUUUCGAGCUUGACCAGAUAUGGCACUGUUACCUCCGGACCCCGUUUACACGAUCAGGAAUGUGGAUAACGUUCCUGUUUAUUCGUUGGCCUUUAGCUUUAUGCCCGGUGGACUCGAGAGGUUACUUGCCGGCUCGAAAAACGGCUAUGUUUAUGCAUACAACCUUCAGACAAAUCGUGUGCAGCAGAAGAUUCAAGUUGGUCAAGCUCCAAUUCUUCACCUCAUUCACACCAGUAACCAUCUCAUCACUCAGGAAAAAGGCGGCAAGUUCAAAGUAUUUAGUUUAACAAACAGCGGCUAUGAGGAGGACACCCUCAUUGACACUGAUUACCCUGGUUUCUGCCGCUUUGAAGCCAACACAAAACUCGAAACUCUCUAUGUACCUGACAAGGAUUCAAAAGUAAACUUAUAUAAUUUUUCGGGCGAAAAACUUGGAUGCCUUGAGCCUGAAGCAUCACUGAAACUUGGAGAUCCAAUGUGCUUGAAAUAUAUAGAAUUUCCUUGUGACCAACCCUGCUUGCUGGUUGGCUAUGAAGCAGGAUGGCUGAUCCUGUGGGAUCUCAACACUAGUCAAUGUAUCAGCAAACUGAAAACAAUAGAGUGUCCAAUGUCAGUUGAUUUCCACCGGGAGCAGCAAAGGGGCAUGAUUGGUAAUACCUCAAAUGUGAUACAGAUCUUUAGUAUAGGAAGAAAAGACUUAAGCUUGGCCCACAAGUUGGAUAUAUCCAUCAAAAACCCAGGUAUAAACAAAGUUCAGACCCGGUCAGAUGGAAAGGUGUUCGCUUCAGGAGGUUGGGAUGGCCACAUUCGCAUAUUUUCUUGGUAUUCUCUCCGCCCUCUCGUAGUGCUCACUGAGCAUAAGCAAGCUAUACAGGAUGUUGUAUAUUCCUCCGAGAAGGUUUCAUUCUGGAACGCCAACAUUAUGGCAGCCGGAGGUCUUGAUGGUGCUAUUACUCUCUGGGAGUUGUAUAAUAACAAACCAUAAUGCAUUUAACUUUAUACAGUAGAUUAUAGAUUAUUACCAUGCUCAGAUUGCGGUAAAGUCGAAAACAUUCACUUACGUACACAUUCUAGUCAAAUAUAGAAUGUAAUGAUCAAGGUACUUUUUCGGGUUGUUACUGCAUUCUGGCCUGUUAGUCUUGUUGUAUCGCAUGAGUACACUAUUAUAAAUUGAGCUAAAUGUAGUCAAAUGUAUUCAGGUUAAUGAUCUAUCUGUGCUUGUUUGUGUUUAACUAUAAGGUUACUCAGAUGCGCACACCAGGAUACAACAGGUUGGCUUGAGCGCGGCAAUAAGGUUUCCCGGUUGACGAAUCGCUAAAGUUCCACAGAAUUCCGACCUACUUAACAUGAAGUAUAAAAUGAAACAAUGCCAGUAUUGCCUUUAACUGUUACGACGCAUUAAAUGUGGAUUCAAAUGCUUUAAUUAUUUGAGAAUAUAAUUUUAUAGAAUGCAAUAAUGUUAUUAAUUAAUGUAAAUUUAUUGGAUCUCAGAAAUGUACAAAUUUAAAUAAAGAGGCAUACAUUCUGUCUUGUGUGGCCCAGCUGUUAGAUAAUAAGAACAUGUUGUUAUAAAGCAAUCAAUAUUUUCCAUUUAUGGUUUUUAGCGAUGAUUUUCAAGUCGAGACAUUAAAAACCUAUGAAAUUUUA
Messenger RNA from Trichoplusia ni (cabbage looper), 1751 nucleotides. Its product is annotated as guanine nucleotide-binding protein subunit beta-like protein 1. Lineage: Eukaryota; Metazoa; Arthropoda; Insecta; Lepidoptera; Noctuidae. Gene Ontology annotation, molecular function: protein binding. The record is from RefSeq and is a predicted model, not a curated record. The coding region runs from base 124 to 1089 and encodes 321 amino acids. The transcript has 2 exons.